GUCCGGUCACGCCUGUGAUGAGCCGGCAACCCAUGGCUUCGGUUGAGGCGGACAAGCAUGCAGCUCACGUGGAGCUAGACAUGCAUGCAGCUCACGUAGAGCUAGACAUGCAUGCUUCUAGUGGGCUUGGACGUGUAGGCCUACCCCAGGGUGUGCAGCCAUGCAUAGUUGAACCUACGGCUGCUGUUCAGUCUCAGUCGGAGCCGGACGUGUCCACUGCUGCUCUUGGGUCUCAGGCAGAGCCUGACGUGGUCGCCUCACCCAUGCCUGCAGUCAGGCCAUCUUUGGCAGCGGCGCCACGUGUACCGGCGGUCGAGAUUGCCGGGGAGGGGGUUGCUACUCCACCCUCAUCCCCUCCUCCGGCAGCAGUGCAUGCGCGACAUCCUUCACCGGGGGUGACAUCCACACGCCGAAGUGCUCGACAUGCGGUGGCCGAUGAUGGAAGGACGGACACCGACGAGGACUCUUUGACCAAGGCUAUGCGGCGUAAAGCUGUGCAGAACCUUGACAACCAAGGUUAUCUACAGAUGUACUGGGACGCUUCGUUUAUGGUCCUCUCUACAACGAGUGGAGAAUCGAGACCUGUUUACGGAGGUGUGUACACGAUUGGAGGUUACGGCGAGGGAUACUUUUAUCCAACAUGGGUGGCAGCAUGAUCUUAGGAUUGGGCCACCGACGGUUUAGGCGCUAUACAAAUAUACUUUCUUUGUAUUUCGCCUUCCUUUUUUAUUUUUAUUUUUCGCUUGUUGUGAGGAUAUUGUUGGCUGUGUGCAUCUCAGUUAUGCAGAG
Molecule: messenger RNA, 789 nt
Organism: Triticum dicoccoides
Lineage: Eukaryota; Viridiplantae; Streptophyta; Magnoliopsida; Poales; Poaceae
Exons: 2
Coding region: 18-656 (212 amino acids)
Source: RefSeq, a predicted model, not a curated record